Molecule: messenger RNA, 933 nt
Organism: Rhagoletis pomonella (apple maggot)
Lineage: Eukaryota; Metazoa; Arthropoda; Insecta; Diptera; Tephritidae
Exons: 1
Coding region: 1-933 (310 amino acids)
Source: RefSeq, a predicted model, not a curated record
AUGCCAACGGACGGUGAAGACGUUGACAAUGCUAUCGUCAAUAAUCCAGCCGCGCCACCGGCACCUGCUCCUGCCACGCCAUUUGGUCACGGUACGGAAACCACCGACGUAAACAGUUUCGCAGCACGAGUGCAAGUACCGCAGCUAAGCGGGUUCUCCCUGCAGAGCAUCGAAUCAUGGUUCACUCGACUUGAAGCAUUCUUUGGGAUCAAUAACUUUGGAAAGAUGAACCAAGAUCAACGCGACAACACAAAAUUCAACAUAGCAGUCAUGUAUAUGGAUGAACGUCUUCACGAGCAAGCAUUUGAUGUCGUACGGAACCCACCUGCAAAGUGUAAGUACGAGGCGUUACGCACGACAAUUUUGAGCAAAUUUUCCGUUUCGCCGAUUGCCCGCCUGGAGCAGUUGACUUCCGGUAUUCAACUGGGCGACAAAAAGCCAAGUCAUAUGUUAACACAACUUCAGCGAACUGGAGUUACAUCCGACAAGCAACUCAUCAAAGAUUUUUGGCUGCAAAAGUUACCUGUAUCAGCACGGGCAGUCAUCACCGGCAUAGACAAGGGUAAUCCAGAAAUGACGCUGGAACAACUAGCGUCAAUAGCUGACGAGAUAAUUGACGUAGUACGCGCGAACUCAGUGGAUGCAGUCACUGCCCGCAACCCCCAAGACCAGACCGUGAAUAACACGACAACGCCUUGUGGUAGCAAUUCGUCGAUCGAAAGCCGAAUUGAACGCAUUGAACGGGCUCUUUCACGCAUAGAGACGAGCACUAAGCGGGAUAGCAAUCGCAGAUCUCGUUCUCACAGUCGUAACAAAGGCGCCAUGCGCACCUCGUCCAACUCCCAGCAAGUUAUCUGUUGGUACCACAAGCGAUUCAGCGACCAAGCGCAGAAAUGUAAUUCACCGUGCAACUAUAAAUCAACAAAAAACUAA